Molecule: messenger RNA, 2271 nt
Organism: Penicillium lagena
Lineage: Eukaryota; Fungi; Ascomycota; Eurotiomycetes; Eurotiales; Aspergillaceae
Product: origin recognition complex subunit 1
Exons: 4
Coding region: 1-2271 (756 amino acids)
Biological process (GO): DNA replication initiation; mitotic DNA replication checkpoint signaling
Cellular component (GO): nuclear origin of replication recognition complex
Molecular function (GO): ATP binding; DNA replication origin binding; ATP hydrolysis activity
Source: RefSeq, a predicted model, not a curated record
AUGGAGGAGGCCGAUCUGAAGGAAUCCCACCGGCGCAAUGCCCAGCAGUGGAUGACCAAGGGCGCCUUGGUACGCGACGACUCGGACGACGAACUGGGCGACGAAGACCUCCCGUGGGAUUGGAUCUACGAGACAGAAGAAGCAGAGGCCAAGGACGAGCCCGAGGCUACCAAUGGAAGCCCAACCAAAUCUGCCCGUCGCCGCCGCUCCUCCCGACCUGCACGCAAACAACGAACAAUCGUCGGCGCCCGCAUGGGCACCUUCGAGUGCAGAUUGGGCCAGGUCAUGCUGCUCAAGUCCCCCGAGGCCGGAAAGGACUGGGCGGGCAUCAUCACGGAGUUUGUGGAAGAAGAGGACGACGAGGAGGAGGAUGGUGGGGUGCUCAAAUGCGCCAAUAUCAUGUGGUUCGCCUCGCCGGAUGAGUUCAUGUCAACUCGCAACAAGCGCCGGCCGGAUGUGUUGCCCAAUGAGCAGUACCUCACUGCGGAUUUCAAUGUCAAUCCUUUGACAUCAAUCAAUGGCAAAGCGAAUGGGAAGAAUGAGCUCUCGGAGUACAACAAGUGCAUAGUCUGUCGGAGAGGUGUGAAUCAGGUGCAGGGGAGGUACACGGACGAAUUUGUCUGGGAGGAUGUCUACCAGGAGGAUAAGAUCUUUAAUCUCAUUACGAUUAUCAAGGAUGGUCUGAAAGCGGCCCGGAAGCGCAAGACUGCCGACGACACCGAUUAUGUUGAUGUCAAGGAUGAGAAUAGUAUGGCUCCGACUACGCCUCGGAAGAAGCAGAGACUGGCCUCGACGAAUACCACCCCUCGAUCCCAGCGCAAGAAGGCCUUGACUACGCCCACACAUAAGAGGAUUGUCGUCAAGAAACCACUUGAAUUCACUCCACUGGGCACUCGUGUCUUGGAGCCCUCGCAUUUUGCCUCUCCAUAUAAGCAAGCACGCACGCUACUGCAUGUCUCGACUGUUCCUGAAUCGCUGCCAUGUCGAAAGACCGAAUUCGACACGGUCUACAAUCAUCUCAGCGCCGCCAUUAUGGAAGGCACAGGGGCUUGUAUUUAUAUCUCCGGCACGCCAGGAACAGGCAAAACGGCCACCGUGCGCGAGGUCAUCGCGCAGCUCAACUCCGCGGUGCUUGCAGAGGAGAUGGAUGACUUUGUCUUUGUGGAAAUCAACGGUAUGAAAGUGACCGAUCCGCAUCAAUCGUACUCUCUGCUCUGGGAAGCCCUGAAAGGAGAUCGAGUAUCCCCUUCACAUGCACUCGAUCUUCUCGAACGAGAAUUCUCUCACCCAUCGCCCCGUCGUGUGUCCUGUGUCGUCCUCAUGGACGAACUGGACCAGCUUGUUACGAAAAACCAGUCGGUCAUGUACAAUUUCUUCAACUGGCCCGCUCUUCGCCACUCGCGGCUCAUCGUCUUGGCCGUUGCCAACACGAUGGAUCUCCCCGAACGAACCCUCAGCAACAAGAUCUCCAGCCGUCUCGGUCUCACCCGCAUCACCUUCCCGGGAUACCGACAUACCGAUCUGAUGCAGAUCAUCAGCACCCGUCUCGCAAACGUCCCCGGCAACAUAGUCGACCCAGACGCCAUUCAAUUCGCUAGCCGGAAAGUCGCCGCCGUGAGUGGUGACGCGCGCCGCGCGCUCGAUAUCUGUCGGCGCGCUGUCGAAAUCGCAGAACAAUCAGCCGACAAAGACGACCUCGCGAUCGACACCGCAGGGCCCCUGCCUGCAACGCCUUCCAAGACACCAGCACGGCAGAACAAAGCACCCGCCGAAAAAGGAAAGCCCGGUCGUGUGACCAUCGCCACUAUCAAGCAGGCUAUCCACGAAGCAACCUCCACCCCACUGCAACAAUCUCUCCGCUGCCUCCCUCUCUCCGGAAAACUGUUCCUCGCCGCCCUGCUAGCCCGCGUGAAGCGGACAGGCCUCACAGAAUCAUCAUUCGGAGAUGUCCUCGAUGAAGCGCGCCGCAUUGCCGACGCCGCUGUUGCUGUCGCAGGCGCGGCCGGCGCAGGCGUAAAGGGUUUCCUGCUAGGUGAGGGCGCCGGUUCUCGUGUGCGAGCAUUGGCUUUUGCAGCUAUGGAUCUGAUGAACUCUGGCGUGCUGGCUCUGGAGCAAGGCUCCGGAUCAAAAAAUUUACUUGGCGGCUCGACGAUUCCGACGAGGGGAGAUCGCAGCAGUAAAGUGAGGCUGAGGGUUGCGGCGGAAGAUGUUAGGGCUGCGUUUCGGGAGGAUAUCGAGGCUAAGGGGUUUGGAUUGGGUGUUGAGAACUGA